Molecule: messenger RNA, 945 nt
Organism: Vittaforma corneae ATCC 50505
Lineage: Eukaryota; Fungi; Microsporidia; Nosematidae
Exons: 1
Coding region: 1-945 (314 amino acids)
Source: RefSeq, a predicted model, not a curated record
AUGCCGAUUCUUUACGAAAGUUUACAUGUUAGCCAAAACGCUACACAAGAAGAAAUAGAAAAGAGCUAUAGAAUACUAACAUACAUAUAUUUAAAUAGUAAUGAUAAGGAAAAGCUGCUGGACCUCAACACAGCAUAUAAUGUUCUUAGAGAUCCAUAUAAUAGGGCCUUUUAUGAUAAAUUUGGAGACAGAUUUGUGAAAAAUCUUCUCAACCCAAACGAAUCAUAUUUUAUUACCCGGUUCUUCACAAAACUCAACGUGACUUUGCUUUUCACAUUCAUUUACUCGCACAUCAUCAACUACUUCUUUCUCGGAAGCAUCUUUAUGAUCUUCACUUAUUCAAAUAUUUUCAGGUUUUCCUUGUUUAUAUUCUCACCAAUAUUACUCAUUCUGAUACAUAUACGAUCUUCACAACAUUUUAACUCGGACAAUCCUUAUUUCUCUCGUUUUAACAUAGCUACAUGGAUAUGUGUGCUUAACGCACUCUCAAUAUUAACUAUUUCCGGAAAUCUCCAUUUCUCAUAUCUUCUACUUACUGAAACCAUUUUAAAUACAUACAUCUGGAUAAGAACAGCAUAUAAAAAUAACCUAAAAGUAAAAAUGGCCCUGUUUCUGACUGUCAAAUCAUUUUUACUAAUGCUUUAUUACACACCCCUUGAUUGCUUUUAUAGCUUUAUUCCUUCAGCCAUCUUUCUUAGUUUUGUUUUUGUUCAUAAAGGAGUAGGUGUUUUUCUAGGACUGUCUUCUCUUCCAAUGUGCCUUUCUAUUUAUCUCAAAGGGGAUGGCUUGGCAUCAAAGAUUUCAAUAUUUCUUCAUGUUGUCCAUUCUGCGAUUGGUCUUCUGCUCAUCCACUACGUAACAAGGUUCCUCAUAGAUUUGUUUGUAAACCAAGAGACAAUAAUCGUAAAGGCUUUGCUUAAAAGCCAAAGUGAUGGUUCUGUAUAA